AUGCAAGCUGCUCAAGAUAGCCCUGCUGUUAAAAACAGAAAAAGAAGAGUUAGUACUGCUCAUGCACGACGCCGAGCAAAAGUUUACUCAAAUGCAGUUAAAAAGGAAGUGCUAGAAGAGCAAAUUGCAGAUGAAUUAAGGAGUUCUCAUGAGUCUGGUCUGGCCAGUGGAUCUACAGCUUUCUUGAAAGGAUUGUUGUCAAAGACUGAUAGUCUUCCAAAGCGUAUAUCUGAACGAUAUCAAACACAAAGAGAAGUAUGUGGGAGAUGAUUAGGUCUUUGGAAACAAGCAGAGAACCUAUCCCUCUUUCUUUUGCUUGUUGAGCAAAAAUGUCCUGAAAAUUUUGAUUACUUGAGAAGUGAGACCCUUGAAAUUUCCAUUAGAAAGAGACAUCAUUUGGUGCAUGCAAUCAUAUGCAAGUAAAAGGAACCUGUCUAUCAUUGCUUGCUCUUAGUUUUGAGCUUUGCACACAUUUUGCUUGUCUCUAGUUUGUCCUUUGUAGCUAUUUAACUGACUGAGAAGUCUUGUGUGAAUGGUGAUUAUGGUAUUGAUUUUUUUAUAAUGUAUACUUUUACUUAUAUGAACUAAUAUAUAUUGCUAAUGUGGCAGAAAACUUUGCAAGUAUCACAUGUAAUUUUGCAAAUUUUUUUUGGGCUUUUAUUUUAUUGAAAUCAUUUACACAAUCGCCUUUCAAUGCAAACUUGAGAGUAUGUAUAUCUCUUGAUGAUCAGGAUAGUAUUGAAUGUGAUGGGGAUGAAAACACAAGAUGUCUUUAAUAUGAGUAUAUUGUUACCUAUCAUUACCUUUAUCAUCAUCUUUAUAAAUAAUGUACAUUAAUUUACAGAACAGUGAUUGGAUUUACAAGACAUUCAAAAGGAAGGAAUGUAUCCAUCAUGUUGAGGACAAAGCAAAGCCUGGAUUGUGAGUCACAAUAUAUAGCUUGCUAAUACACUAUCUAUUACAGAGACUGUUUAUUUCUUCAUUUGUCCAGUACAUUUCUUUAAAUGUUCUUUUUCUUUGUAAUUUCACUAGCCUAGUGUGUCUAAUAUAUGUGUGGUACUCAUUAUGUCAUAUUCUAGAUGCUGUUGUGGUCGCCCUGAAAAUCAGCAUAGCAAGUUGACCACUGUUCAAGAAGAAAAUGAAGAGCUUGAGAUAGCUCAUGAUGUAGCUGAAGAUAGUGACUGUUCUAAUGACAGUCAGUCAGAGGGUGAGUGUUAAAUACAAAAGAAAGGGUCCAGUACACCAAGAGUGAAGGUUUCUGUACAAAUUUUUUGUUUUAUAUGGUUAGAAUUAUUUUAUCUGCACUCUCAGGUCUUGGGGUUCAAGAGUGCACCAUUUACGUAGUAAGGGAUAUGAAAGAUUGGAUGGUAGACCAUUCAGACUGGUUAGGGUAAAAAAAUGUUUUGAAGUUGCCCUUUUUCUGGAUAUGUAAUUUAAAGAAAUAUUUAUUAGUUAGAUGCCAAAUAAUAAUGGUUUUAUAGGCCAGGGAAUAUGAGACUGUCUAUAAAAGUUUUGCGCAUUGGUGUCAGAUUCUGUUUUAAAAACUGGACUUGGUGAUUUUUGGGUGUGGAGGUUGUUAUCCUUUUAGAACUUGGCUAAUUUAAAAUCUUUGUUACAAAAUAGUUUGAAAGAAGAGUUAAUUCUCUUCGUUAUUAUGUGGGCUUGAUUGGCAUCUCCUGUUUCAUUUUUUUGUAUUUUAUGGUGCAGUUAAAGAUGAAAUAAUUAAGAGUUGCUUAGUAAUAUAAGUCAGAAUGAAAAUGAUCAAUAUGAGAUUUUUGAGCUCUUAAUUCUUGACUAUCUUGUAAUCAUGGAGCUGGUGAUGUUGUGUUAACAGGUUUGCCACCAUCAACAAAAACCAGUAGAUGUGAAGGGAAAGUUUAUGGAAUAAAGACAGGACCUGAAAACUGGUCACCAAAGGAUGACAUAAAAGAGUUUCCAACAAAUGGCUUUGGUCAGAUAAAGUUUGUAAAUGCAUACAGUUCAUCUUUGACCCCUGCCAAGGUUUGAUUUGUAAUGUAUUACUAUGAUUAUUUCAUCUGUUAAAUAGUUAGUAUUGAUUAUGAUAAUUGUUAUAGAGUACUUAUAAAUAUAAAUUAUACCAUACAGGUGAAUAGAGCUUUUUGCAUGUGGUGAUUGGUUGGUGCAGAAGGGAUUAGCAAGUGCUAUUCAUUGUCAAGCAAUGCAUGUUAAGAGUUUAAUUCUGACUGUUUCUUGGUAUAGUUUCAGAAUAAUUUUUGGUUUCUGUGAUAUAGACUAACACAAUUAUUUACCCUGCGGUCAGUGAAAGUGGUGAAUAUUUACCUCACUGCUUUACCUAUCUGGUAGUCAAUAUUAACCACUAUUGAUCAUCUUCACUUUGGAGAAGGAUUGUUAAUGAGUAUAUGGUUGAAAGAUUAAUAGGCCUUGAGGAUCUCUUCAACUAGGCUUUGUCAGCAACAAUCACAACUGACAAUGAUAUUUGUCAGGGUGGCUGUUGAUUAUUUUCAUGUAUGUUUAUUCCUGGUGAUUUAUUAUUAAACUGUGGAUGAAAUACAUUCAGAGAGUUUCUGAUUUGGAUUCUUUAUUGAUAAAUAUUCAUAGGUUCCUUAUGGUAUUUAGAGAUAAUUUCACACUUGGUUAAAUUGAUCUUGAAAUAUGUUUGAAUCAUUAUUUUGUUUUGAAUUUAUUCCUACUGAAUUUAUGACUUGACAGUUGGUACAUGUUCUUUUUCUAAAUUGUAGUACAUACGUCUAGCAGACAACACAAGGCCAGAGUUGACAUUAGAGCUUAUGGUGCAACAGUGGAAGUUACAGAAGCCAGACAUUGUAAUAUCAGUACAUGGAGGUCUGAAAAAUUUCAAGCUUGAUCCUCACCAUAAAGAGAUCUUCAACAGAGGCCUCAUUAAGGCAGCUAAGACAACUCACAGUGGUGCUUGGAUAAUAACUGGUAAAAUUAACAGCCUGUUAAAUCUGUUGUAUCACACAUAUUUUAUUAUAUUUGGACUAGAAUAAUUUAAGACUUUCUCUUCGUUAAUCAUGUCUUUGAAUGGUUAUUUUCUUAUGGAUAUGGUAUUAUUUAGGUGUACCUCUGACUAGAACUAAACCUAUCAACAAGUUAUUGUAAUUUCAAGUGAAGUUCAAUGUGAUUGAUUUUUUUUCCAAUUACAUCAAGAAUUACUUAAAUAUUGUUAAAAAUGACAGGGAUUAUUAAAUUUAAAAAACUGGUGUCUUAAUGGCCAUUUGCAACUGCUAAUGCUGGAUAAUGUGUCAGGCAAAAUUUAUUGAAGAAACUUCCAAGUGUACAGCUUAAACUCAAUAUAAAAUUAUACAAACUGCCUGAAGCAUGGGAUGGUGAAAGUGAACAAGUUAUUUUUGGUUUCAGUUUUGGAUCUGAUUCGUUGGGAAAGUAGAGCAAGUUUCUUGAUCAUUUAUAGGGAAGGAUACUUUUGAACAAAUGCAAUAUGGCAUUUCUUUUACCUUUCAAUUGGAAGUUGCCCUUCAAUUGUAGCUUUCAUCUGUUACUGGUUGUGCUCAUGCAGGUGGUGUAAAUCUUGGUGUGAUGAAGGCUGUAGGUCAAGCUGUGCAGGAGGGUCAGUCCAUGCAUUGGGGAGGGUUAUCAAGUCGCCGGCGCAUCAGAUGCAUAGGUAUUGCGACAUGGGGAUAUAUAGAGAGAAAUGAGCACUUGAUUAGCCCACUGGAGGGCAAGGUGAGGAAAAAGAAUACCUGUCUGCAGUAAGAUUUCAGAAAGAUGGAGCUCUGAUGGCAAAGUGGAAAAUUAAUCAGAUCUACCAUGAUCUCAAAAUAGACUUUAGAGUUGUUAGUUUUGCUUCUUUGAAGAAAACUUUUGUUUUGUUACAUAUCAAAGUUCAAACAAAAUCUAUUUGCAGAAAAGUGUUUUUAAAAGUUUGUUUUUCACAAAAUAGUACUCAGCUUGUCAGGACUAUACUUAAGAGAAACUUUCUAUGUCUUGUUCUUGCUUAGGAUUGGUUUUGCUUUUCUAAAAAUAUAUGCACUCUCUGUAAACUUGGUAAAUUUCAGCAGUUUGUUGCCAAAGGCAGCAAUCCAAAGUGUUAAAAAUUGUAUGACCUUUUUCGCUUUUCUAGGGAUGCUAUCCAGCAACUUACAGGGUAGAGCAUUCAUUUGAGCGAGGGAAACCUGUGUCCCUCAAUCCAGAUCACAGCCAUUUUCUUUUGGUGGAUGAUGGUACACAGGGGCAAGCAGGAGCUAAAGAAGUUCAAUUUAGGACACGGCUGGAGAGAGUCAUUGCCAACAAACCUAAUAUUCAGAGACAAAGUGAGUUGACUUUGAGAAGUGAAUUCAGGUGUUAGAUGUAAAUUCCUUACAUCUCCUUUGUAGUAUGUUUCUCUUUGUAAAAUCUUACUUGUUUUUAAAUUAAGUUUUUAACAUGAAAACCAUUGGCUAGUCUAGACUUAUUUGUAGGGCUUUGGUUGUAGGGGUGCUAUACUUCCUACAAUGAAACAAUGUUUAAUUACUGAUAGCUUAAUAAUUCAUUGUCUCUGGCUAGACUUACAUUGAAAUGGAACAAGACAUACUUGGGUGGGAUCUUGUUAUUUUGAACUUUUGUUGGAAGUAGCUUUACUGGGGCAGUAGUUUUAAUUUACAAGCAGCGUUUGAAAUAAUCACAAAAUUGUGAAAAGCAUUAACUAUGCUUGAAAUGCAUGGAAUAUCUUCCGAAUAUUAUCAUGGACUUUCAAUGGUCUCCUAAGGGUUUGGAAGAGAUUGUUAAUAGAAUUCAAAAAGAUAUUUUAAAAGAAAGACUCAGUCCUCUGACUAUACAAUCAAAAAUUAACUUGCCAAAUAAAUUACCUGAUCAUUAGGGAAACUGGCAAUUAAAUUAUUUUUAGGAAUUAAACAAACAUUAGAUAUUAAAAGACCCGAUCUUGCUAACUGAAGAUCUUGGUUGUAGCUAAGAAGGAUAUGAAUAGUCUUUAAAUGUCUUUAAAUUGACUUUUCAUCCUGAACACUUUUCCACAUGAUUUAUUCAUUGUAGAGUUUGGGUUUGGGGUUCCUGUGGUGACAGUGAUUGUUGAAGGAGGAGAGGAUGCACUAAAGGCUGUCAAAGCAUCUGUGAAGCAUGGUAUUCCAGCAGUUGUGGUGGAAGGAACCAAGAGAGCUGCUGAUAUCUUGGCUUUUGCACAUCACAACUGUGUCCCUGGGUAGGUUUAUUUAUUUACUUUUUGAUAUUAUUUAUUAGAAGAGAGUUUGACCUGUCAUUUCAGAUUUCUAAUGCAAGUAUUCUUAAUUGAGUUAAAGAGAAUAAACUUGACCCAUAGAAAAGUUUUUCAGUGAUCAAGUGUCUUGCUGGUUCAGUUUAACUUAAUUGCUGCAAAACUGUCCUGCUGUCAUAUGUGUUGAAAGAAAAUGAGUUCCAUUUUAUGAAAACCUUUGAAAGUCUAUGUUCAGUGAUUAAAGAAUAUGGGGAAAGGAUUGUAGAGGUGGCUGUUUUAGUCGUGAGCCAAGAUGUUGGAAGAGAUGUUGUCAAGUUGUGUUGAAUCAUUUCUUGGCCAGGGUAUGUGUAUUUUGGUUCUAAUUUACCAAAAAGGAAAAGAGAUCUUGACUUGACUAAUACCUCACAUGAUCAGUAAUAAGUUAAUAAUUCUAAGAACAAGCAGUAUGAAGAGUGGCCUGAAAAUAAAAAGGGAAUUUUGUUUUAGCAUAACUUUCCUGAAUCUGAUUACAGAACAGUGCGCCAAGUAAAGAAAGAUCAGCUACCUCGUCUCACUGCAAAAAUCCGGGAAUCUUUUCCAAAGUUUGCAGGCGAUGAAAGUUAUGUCCAGAAAAUUGUAGACAUUGUUAACAGUUGUGUUUAUGAUGAGCAUCUGGUAAGUUGUUUCUUCCAAUGAUAGUCCAUUAUCAACUUGCACUAGGGCGAGUGUUUGAUAAUUUUUCCUUUCAAUUUUCCAAGAAGGGUUGACAAUUUUCAAAAUUUUUGCUUGACAGGUUUUCAAAUUUUCCAAAACCAAUUUCACAGAACUUUUCAAAUUUCCCUUACUGGUUUGACUUUAAUUGAAAUUUUUGUAGUACCAGUAAUCUGCUAAUGAAGAGCAUCAAGAAGUGAUGACCAGCAUUGUGUGCAUUCACUUCUGCUUAAGUUUCCAACAUCUAUUGUGCUUUUUGAAUUAACAUAGCCCAUGUGACAAUUGUGAUGAACUCUUUUGUCCUAGAUCACUGUCUACAAGAUUGAUGAGAAAAAUAACCUUGACCUUGACCUAGCCAUUCUCAGUGCCUUGCUCAAAGGUGAGACUUCGAAUUCUGCCAACAAGUGUACAAUGAUCCAUAAUGGGAUGAAUGAAGUAAUGUCUUUGGUCAUUAUGUUUUUUUUUCCUGCUGCUUUAGGAGCUGGCAAUGGUGAUCCAGGGAAAUCUGAUUUACUCGGACAGGGUGCCAAUCGAAUGGAUCAGUUAAAACUGGCAUUAACAUGGAAUAGAGUUGACGUGGCUGAAGAAAAGAUAUUUACUCCUGAUGCUGACUGGCCUGUAAGUGAUAACAUAGACCACAAGAAGCUCCUCUUUUCCACCUUGGUCCAUGUAAAGGGCGAAAAACUAAAACAGACCAGUUCGUUGAGGUAGCUAGGUCUGGGACUAUCUGUGGUCUAUUGAAAACCUGUAAAUGGUUUAGUUUCCUAAUACUCGGUAAUGGAGUUGUACUAAUUGAGACUAUUUCAACAAAGUUUCUGACUUGAGGUCCAACUGAGAAUUGGAUGAAACAUCAAAACUGAUCCAGGGGUUCAUCGUUUUUGUUAAAACUUCUCUAUGAUUGGGUUUUUGAAACUAAUGUUACCCUCUCAGCCAUUCAGAUUUAAAGAUAUAAAGAAACCUUCUAAGUCUGGUUUUGAAACUACUUUAUUAGAGUUGCUUUGUAGCAUGAUACCUAACUGGAGCAGGGAUGUAAAAAUCUGUUAAGUUGUGUGGUCAACUGUUCUUUUGUUAUCAGCUUCAAAUAUACUUUUCCAGCACUCAGGAGAUUGUAUUCUCUUGUGGGGCUUUAAUUGAAUGAUACAUGAUGGUGCAAUGUCAAAUUUGCAAUGUAUAGCUAUUUUUCACGUGUUUCAUUUCACUGAGUUUGAUCAUCUCAUUUCUAGAGUGGAAGCCUUGAUGACGUCAUGCUAAACGCUCUACAGCUGGAUCAUGUUGAUUUUGUAAGGCUUUUUCUAGCAAAUGGAGUCAGUAUGAGAGACUUUUUGACUGUUCCAAGGCUAAGAAAACUUUACAAUUCAGUAAGUUUAUAUUUGUAGCUUGUUUUCUUUACAAAAUGUUCUGUUACUGCCUGUGACUGUCACAGUAAUCUUUUAGUUCAAAGCACAUUGUGGAAUGAAGGGGUCUAAUGAAAUAAGAUUCAAUUUGUUACUUCUUUCUGCCAAAAGAUGAAGGCUAAAAAACAUUUCCUAAGCAAAAUUUACAGGAGAAGAUGAUGAGAAAUUUGUACCAUGAGUUUGUCCACUACAUUGGAGAAAGAGAAAUACAUAAUCAUAGCUUGAGGGAGUAUUUGUUGUCAUUAUUUUACAAACUUUGUAGGCAGAACCUGGAAGUCAUCUAUACUCUCUCCUAAGGAACAUUGCUGAUGUUUCUGUAAGUAAAUCUUAAACUAAACUAGUGAGAUAUUAUAAAUACUUUCUAGGUAGCUUUAAGGAGGGCAUCAAGAUGUAUACAUGUAUGCAUGUUUAAUGCAAUAGAGGGAAAGACCUGUUGUAGUCUUACCUUGACUAAACGAGUGCGGGGUUUAGCUGGCUGGUGAAAGAAUCACCUUAUAUGUAACUCUUAUAGCCAGUGACUCCUAAAGUCUACUUCGUAUGAAACGUGGGGCUUUUUUAACUGGCCUCUGACCGAUUAUUUUACAAAAAAUGAGUGACAUAUUUGCCCUUUUUGUCUGAAGUUUUAUCUAAACUUGUUUUUGUUUGUUUCCUUGUUCAAGGAAGGGCCAUACUCCCUUAAAGACAUUGGUGUGCUUAUCGAAGAACUUGUUGGUGCUUAUUAUGAGCCAAUGUACCAGGUUGAUACACCCCAUACCAACGCCCUGGCUGCAGGAGUUGCUGGCCUGUUUGGAGUAGCACCUUACACGGGGGAUAAAUCUGAUGGAGAGAAUGGUGCUUUGUGCCAAUCGGCAAAACUUCAGCCUUUAGAUAAAACUUUUGAAGUGCAGAGGGCCUACAAUGCCACGCGGUUUGAGAAGCCUUUUAGAGAGCUCUUCUUAUGGGCAGUAUUAAUGAAUCGAUAUAAACUGGCAAGAUUCAUGUGGGAGAAAGGAGAAGAAGCUGUGUCCGAUGCAUUGGCAGCGAGUAGAUUGUUUCAAGCCAUGCAUGAUCAAGUUGAAGAUGACUAUUUUGAGAUCAAGAGGGCAUUGAAGCAACACGCAGUGUACGUACAAUGAAAGGCCUGGGUAUUCUUGAGUUAAUUGUAAUAUGAAGCUAAAUUUUAUGGUGAAUUCAGGAAAGAGAUGGUGGGGGGGGGGGGUGCAUGCCCCUCCUUUGUGGACAAUGUUCAAGGCCCUUAGGGCAAGGGAAAUUCGAUACUUGGUUGGCCAAUGUUAUCCAGUUUGUGAUAGCACGCUACCUGCAUAUUUAAUGUGUGACCUGGUCUUCAUUUGUAUGUUUUCCUAUGUGCGCAUGAAAACCUUGAAGCUCAAUGUAGCGUACUUAAAUAUUUGGCUCAAAUUUGUGACCACAGUUCUUAUGCUUUAACUCUGUUUUACCCACUACUGAAUUCAAUUAGGUUUUGAUGUUUAGGGAAUGAUUUCUUUGUAAUUUAGACCGAAUACUUAUGUAAAACUUGACUUCUAUCAUUACUAAACAAUUCUAAACCAAAUUGUGACUGGUCUCACCAUUUUCCAAAACCAAAGCCCUAAAGUCAAAUGGAAAGUCAUGCUGAGGUUGCAAUCGCUUUGUUUUAUUUCAUUGGCCUUCUUUUAUAGUAGUGAGGUCAUUGAUAGGUUAUUUUUUUGUAUUAUGUCAGUGAAUUUGAAACAUUAGCCCUUGGUGUUCUUGAUGUGUGUUACAAUGAAGACGAAGUGUUGGCAGAGAUGUUGGUUGAGAGGGAGAUACCCAAGUGGGGUGGUAUGAGCCCCCUUAGCUUGGCGGCUGCAGCGAAAGCAGAACAAUUCCUGGCACAUCCAUGCUGUCAAUCAAGUCUGAAUAGCAUUUGGAAGUCACGUGGUAUGCCUGGAGUUCAGUACUGGAAGGUACGGCAGCUCAUUGCCUGUAUUGAAACUUUUCUUUUAAGCGUUCUCAUGAUGUAGUGGUUUUCUUCCGAUCGUGGUAAAUUCAGACAAGUAGUUUUAACAGUGAAGGGCAACGUUAGAAAGGGAGAUGUGUUUAUACAAAAGUUGUGAUUGAAUUUAAUUUAACGGCUAAUUGGUUGAAAAGUGGCACACAGUUUAACCCAAAGCACAGAGCAUUGUCAACCUGCUAACCAAUACAAUUCAAGUGUUGUGUUUACACUUACUGCUGCUAAAAAAUAUUUAUCUAAAGCCAUCAGCUGUUCUGAUUGUUGAUUUGAGCUAACAAACUGAUGGCCAAUUUAGAAUGGUUUGAUUCAGUGCUUAGAAAAUGGCAAAACUUAUCAACUGAACACACUAGUGAGACAAUACCGGCUUAGACAAAUCAGCUUUAACUCUCUGUGAUUGGCUAAAUCAAACUCCACCACUAAAUUACCAAUCAUGCUCAAACGUUAACGCCUGCGUCGCAAGUGGAGGUUGGGUGCCCAUGGGCCAGGGGGCUGCAUACAAAUGCAAUUACACCGCAAAGCGGAAGAACACCCACAGGCCUACCAACCCACAACCUGGCCACGAGCCCCCCCACGCCCAGCCACGCCCAGCCCCCCACUAUAGCACCUGUCACACUGUGGCCAGUAGCCCAGUGGAAGUAAAAUGCACAAACCCCUGAAACAAGGGAAAAAAGAAUCCCGGAAAGGAGGGGGAGACCCUAAACCAAGAAAGCAGAGGGAGGGAGGAGAAACAAGAGAAACGCUACGCUACUGGAGCGCCACGCCACACCAUGCUACGCUAACAAAGCUUUGAAUACAAUGCAAAUAAAAUGUAGGCACAUGGCCUGUGCAUGUGCCAAAGCAACAUACCGCUGGACAGGAAUCUGCCCCCAUGCUCAUGAACAAUGGUAAAUGCUACAAACGCAAACAUAGUUAUGCUACAAAUGGCCAACACACCACCAAAGAACACCAAAAAUACUCGAGACCAUAGUUCCUAGUUGUUAACUACAUUAAAUAUGAUUUAAUAGUAUUUACCAUGGAAACAUAGUUAAGUGCACUUUCUACUUGUUUCUGCUUGUUUCUGCAGAAGAUACGAAUUUAGUCUGAUUCUCCAUCGGAUUAAAAGUUUUUGUUGUUAUGUGGUUCAACUGGCUUGGGUGUUAAUUUAGGACGCUUUUUCUCAAGUGCUCCGUCUAAGGCCUGCAGGAACUUUUCCAAACUUUUCCAAUCUCUUUUUAAGGUAAUCCUUGCUGUUAUCUGCCCACUAAUGAUUCUUAAGAUCUUAUUCUAUGACGACGAAAAUCACAGCUGGUCGGUGCCCCUGUGGAAAAAGGUCCUUAUCUUCUACAAUGCUCCAAUAACAAAGUUCUGGUCCUAUCUGGUAAGAAAAUAAAUGUUGUUACCCAUUUCUUAAUUUACCUAACACGGUUUGAGUUAAGACUUCAACAUUUAACAAUAUUGGUAGUGAUUGAGGCUAAGCCCUUUUUGGGGAAGUAUUUUUCCGUUUUUGUGUGUAGUAAUACAAGUAGUAAGUAUGAGUUACAUAAAUCAAUAGUCAUGCAUUUGUUUGAUGAACAUAAUAGGCCUCUUGGCUUGUGUACUUUUAAAAAAUAACAAGAGAGUAAGCUGUAAAGCUUCAUGAGUUUUGACGCAUAAUAUGGGGUGAAACAAUCUCCAUUUUUUUUUCUAUUACUCAUUUUGGAGGGGCAAGUAGUUGAAAUGUUAUGGUGUUGUCUGCAGUUGUCUCAGAGUUUUUACUGUGCUUUCUCAGUUUAAUGAACCAACCACAUUUUAAAGUUAAUUCUUCACCUUAUCUCUUCUUUUUUUUCUUUUCCAGGGAAUGCACUUGUGCUUUUUAGGAUUGUAUGCUUUUGUAAUUUUAUUCUCAUUUCAUAAGUCUUGGCCCUCCAUCUAUGAAAUUGUGCUCUUGUGUUGGAUUGGUGUCAUAAUUAUGGAUGAAAUUAGACAAGUGAGUAACAAAGAACCAAAGCACAUGAAUUUCGAACUUGUUUACAGAAUUUAGAUUAGUUUGAGUUACCUGUAAAUAUAAUUGUACCCUAUUACAGUCCUGGAUUAAUAGAGUCUGUGCCUUGCCUAAGAACACAGUGUGAAUAACGUCCCCAACCCAUCCAUCUUGGGAGUUGCUAUUCCUUUGUUCAUGGUUAGGAAAAUUUAAUAGUAUAUUUAGCCCCUUUGAUGAUGUAUCCUGUUUCCCCCUUCCCUUUCCUAGUUUUCUUUGCGUAUUAUUCCCUUUUUGAGUCACCUGAAAAGCCUCUCAAUCAUUCAUAUCCACAGGUCAUGAAUCAAGAGACAUCCACUUUUAAAAGCAAGUUGGAACUAUAUUUUAACACCUACGUAAACAUUGUGGACACAUUUGCGAACGCAAUCGCUCUCAUUGGUUUUAUCCUACGGUUUUUCGAUGUCACAUGGGAAGCAGCCCGUGUUUUGUAUUGUGUGAAUUUCGUCAUUUUCUCCUUCAGACUUUACAGAGUGUAUUUUGUUAGUGGUUACCUGGGGCCAAAGAUUAUUAUGAUAAAAAGAAUGGUAAGUAGUUUACCGGUGGGUCCUUUUUAAGGUAAAACAGAACUUGAACAAACACACUCAAGCAAGGACUACUGAAGUACAAAUUAUUCAGCCUUCGCCCUUUGGCCUUGUUAAAAUUAGUUGGUUGAGUUUGUGAGUAAAGGUUCCAUUUUGAUAUAUAUGUGCACUGAGUAAUAGAAAUGAUGGGAUAUCAAUGCUUAUGGUCAACUAGUCAUAAAUUUCAUGAAUGAUUGGAUUCCACCACUCCUUUUCAACCACGGGUAUUCAAGCAAAGCACUCGCUAUUUCUCCAUUAGUCACAUAAUCAGUGCUGCGUAGGUAUUGAGAGCUGGUCUAGGUUUAGUAUUAUGCUUUGCAUUUGCUGAACUCUUUUACUUUUCAAGCAAUGAUUUAUGAUCGUCCCCUCCAGCUGCAUGCAGUGAUGAUUUUUGCAAUAAUGAUCGAUAUAAUUUAGUAUUAUAUUCUUUCGAUAUUACUGUCUAUUCCAAUCACCUGUUUGCUGGGUUGUGUAUUAGUCAGUAAACCUUCAAGUCAUGGUUUUCAACUAGUUAUUUAGCAAAAAGAACAUUUAGGAGUUUUCAGUUUAGUAUUGAAAAAUAAAAAUCAAAGUAAUCACAACAGCCAGUCAGAAUUAAGGUCAGGAUAAAAAUAGGUAAACUGCAUGAAGCCCAGGAAAACGUGGAUGAUCAAGUCGUGUCUGGGUUUAGUUUAGCAUCCAAUUGGUUGAUAGGUGCAAGUUUUGUAGGCCUUUUCAGUAGAGAGCGUAAAAAAGCAAAACCGAGGCAGUCCUGAAUUACCUUCGAUACUUAUUUGGAGAUUGCACUGAAAGAUAGGUUAAACUUACACUGAAUUUAUCUUUACAGCUUGCAGACGUUAUGAUGUGGCUUUGUCUCUUGUUGGUGUUUGUGUGUAGUUAUGGUGUGUUCAGGCAGGCGUUGUUCUUUGCUAACAAAGAGCCAUACUGGGGUGUGAUUAAUGAUCUGUUCUACAAGCCUUACUGGCACGUAUAUGGAGAAUUGUUUGUUGAUCAGGAAGGUAAGCAAUUGAGAUUCUUCACGUUAUUUGUAGAGAAAAGUUUCAAUUGAUAGCAAUAAAAUCAACAAAACAUAUAUACAGCAGCUUGCAACACGGGUGCAGAUGCAAAGUUGAUCCGCUCGCGUCUCUUACAGUGUCUGCAAUGAAUUUCUGGUACUAUGAUUUUUGACUGGAAACCUUCUAAAUAAUUUGAGCUUCUUUACCACAUUUGGGACAUGUUUGUUCUGCUUUUCAGUUGAGCAAGGCAAGCUUACUACGGGCGAAAUUCCUUUGCAUGAUGGAGAACAUCUAAAGUGGAUUCAUCGCAUAUUCAUGGGUGGAUAUUUACUCAUCACCAACGUGCUUCUUAUCAAUCUUCUUAUUGCUAUCUUCAGGUAUUAUGUCUUAUACUUUCAAUUACCAUCUGUCAACCAGCGACACUGAAAAGUGCUAUUUUUAUUGAGCAGCUUGUAGUUUUCAAUUCUUGAUGUGUUUCUCUUUUCCUGUCUGUAAUUGUGCCUGGAAAUCUGUUCACAAACCUUGCGUAAGUAUGACAUUCCCCUUAACGCACAAAAUUUUUUGGAAAAUGAAGUUUUAACUCUGUCUACUUGAGCAUGUCAAGAGAGUUGGUUAUCAGUCAUAACACCUAGGCAAGUUGUAGAACUGAAAAACUUCACAAAGCCAUGGCCAAAAUGUAACGGCUGCCAAGGGUCAAUUAACUGCUGCUUUUUCAUUAUCAUAGCUUCGGUUUAGAGAGGUGGAUUGUCAAUUUUUUUUAAAGAGUUCCACUUGGACGUCUGUGUCAUCAGGCCAUUUAGAGAUAAAAUGAAUUGUUCAACAUUUUGACCAAUUGAGUAGAUUGUGGUGUCGUCAGCAUACAUCACAAUGGAGCCAUCUUCUACUUGAUCAGGAAGGUCAUUAGUAUAAAUAGUAUACAAUCUUGGACCAAGCAAGGAUCCUUGAGGAACACCAAAUUUAAUAGGAAGAGACAUUGAUCUCUGAUUGUUUACUUCUGUAUAUUGGUAUCUAUCAAGUAAGUAGCUCAUUAGCCACUGAUGUAAUGGGCCACAGAUGUCAACUGCUUUGAGCUUUAAGGAUAGAAUUUCAUGCGACACGGCAUCAAAGGCUUUUUGAAAGUCAAUAAAUAUGGCCCUAACAAUUAGACCUCUGUCCAUAACUAGUUUCCACUUUUCUGUCAUGGUGAGAAGUAAGUCCUCUGAGGAGCAACCUUUUCUAAAGCCCCAUUGGUGUUUACUUAAGAAGCCACAAUCUUGUAGAUGGCUAGAACAAAUCUGGUUUUCUAGGAGCUUUCCAGGAAUGCUGAGUAACGAAAUUGGCCUGUAGUUUGAAACCUCGGAGAAGGAGCCCUCUUUAUGCUGCUUCUCUGACUAGUUGUUAGUCUCUUUCUGUAGCAGACUGUUUGCCUCCCAGGCUGCGGUAUUUUGUGUCGAAUAUCCAAGUUAUCACAUGGUUAGUUUCGCCAGUGGGCCAGAUGAAGUAAAUCCUGUUUUCUAAAUGGCUACCCCAGUUAUGAUCACCCGACAUGAUUCUGACAAAAACGAAAAAUGUCUUCUACCCAGUUACAUACCUCAUAACUCCUAGGGAACUUUUUUUUUGUCCAAAAAGAGUUUUUUGGGCAGUUUUGGCAACAACAGAGUCACAAACACGUCAUUAGGCUGAGAAAACAAAGAAAAUGAAGACAGUUUCGCCCCCUACACCAACGUGGCACCACAGUUUCUUUUUCUGAUUCAAUUCAUUUGGUACGUUCUUUUCUUGUAACUAAGUUUACUAAAAUGACCCAUUCGUUUUAUUUCAGCAACGUGUUUAAUGAGGUUGAGCUUCACUCGUAUCAGAUAUGGAAGUACCAGUACUACAAUCUUGUUAUGGAGUACAACAAACACCCACCUCUGGCUACACCUUUCGCUUUUAUUUUCCAUCUUGUCGAGUUUGUGCGGUGGCUUGUGAGGAAGUGUAGAAAGCAUAAUAAAGUCUCUCGUAAGUUGUUUAUUUUUGUGUUGUUGUAAGGUUGUGCCGCUUUAGUUUUCCUUUGUAAAUAUUAUCUUGGCACAUUUUUUGUAACUUUCUAAUUUUUCGUUGUAGUGUUUUUGUCUCUUACUCGUGGAUAUAGAUAAGAUAACUAUACUCUCAUGCAGUGACUGAGUUCAAUUUCUUAUAUGGAGGAGUUUCAACUAAAUUAUUACAGGACUACCUCUUCAGUUAAAGCGUAUUAUGUCAUGCACACCCAAAAAAAUGAUUAUUUUCUUUUAGCUAAGUUUACUGCAGAGGAUCUUGAACUGCUAAGACUCUUUGAAAUAGAAAGUGCAGCCAACUAUCUACAGCGCAUUGAGGAGGAAAAGAGAACUGGUACAGAGGAGAGGGUUAGGAGAACCAGUGAAAGGUGAAUUGAAUUUUUAGUGGUAAAGGUACUGAGUGGAGAUCAGAUAACACAACACUUCCGAAUUCGGGUCCUUGAUUUUUUUAAUCCCUCGUGUGGCCACAAGUAUUUGACACAGGUCUCCAGUUAGUUGAAGUAAGGAAGUACCAAACGAAAAUCUUCGAAUUGGGUUGGAAAUGCCUCAAACAACUUGUCCUGGUUGUGGAAAUAUUUUCGGAGGGAAGGAAACAGUGUGGCUGAGUGGUUGAGGUGCUGGUCUGUAAUCUGGUGGCCCUUCAUCCUGCUACUCCCUGGAUUUGUUCUUGGUUACCUUAAGUUCAACUGCUUGGCUGCCCUUUGUAUUGAGCCAAAUGGUCUGUCUUUUACCAUGUUUUUCCAGUUUAGCGGGCCACAAGGUUAUCAGUUUGCAACUCUUCAGAGUUAUCCCCUAUUAAUUAAGUCCUAUUUAUUUAUUGCGAAUAAUAUUUUGUCAAAGCAAGAACAAAGUGCUCGGAUUGCACUGCCCUGGUUCACAGAAUCUGUUUUGGCAUCAUUGUAUCUCUUAUCUGCUCAAAACAAUCGAUGACCAAAGAGAUACGUCAUUCAUGAGAAUAGCUUGUUGUUCAUGAACUACUACAGAAACAAAAUUGUUCAAGUUCUCGAUAUAGUGAUAUAGAUUUUUAUUUAUUACACGUUCUCUCGCAGGGUGGAGCAUUUGGUGAAGAAAGUCACGGAAUUACAAGAAACUCUUCAACGUCACCUCACAAAUACCAAGGGGAGUUUUCAACAGAGCAAUCUUAAUUCUAGUUAACAGCAGUCAGUGAGCGAGGUUGGGUGGAUGUUCAUAUAUAUAUAUAUAUAUAUGUUAUUCACCAGACGGGAGGUCCGUAGUGGGAAAAACCGGGCCCGAGGUCUUGGAUACCGCCCGAGGCCGUAGGCCGAAGGCGGUACACAAGGCAGAGGGCACAGUUUUUCCCAAUACGGACCGACUUUGGCUGGUGAAUAACAUUUUUAAUUUUUCUAAGACCUAACAAAUGGUUGCGAAUAGAACCGCCCGCUGUGAGCGGGCCGGGUGGGGAGAAUACUGCCCGCUCUCGGAACCAAUCAGAUUGCAGGAUUUGUAGAAUACCGCUCGCUCACGAACUGAGGAAAAAAUAAAGCGUAGAUAUCAGUAACGAAAAAGCAAGAUAUCGAGUUAAGUAUUUUUUCCAGUUGCGUCGCUUCGAAGUUAUUUCACUUCAAAUCGAAAGUUGUUUUACCACAAAUCUAGAGCGACGUAUGGAAAGAGAGACUGUUGUGUAAACGUUGCACGAAUGAGGAAGAGCUAUUCUCUUUGCAGCCACUGUUCGCUCACGUUAACUUAUAGAUAGCUCAGAAGCGUAGUCAGUAAAGUAGCCAAUCAGAUAACAGCUUUUGUGAUAACACGCAACUAGAUUUAAAAGAUUAAAUUACAUCUAGAACAUCGGACGUAAAUUUAUUGAAAAUAAACAAUGUUAGAUAUGAUAUAGGAAAAAUGAAACAAUUGAAUCCGAACUAGUUUAAACCAUUUUUGAGACUUCAGAUAAGUCACCACACGUCUUGGUGUGUGUUAUGAUAUUUGUCAAUCAGGGUUUUAAUAUAGAUAUUUACAAGUUUAUACCACUUUCUUCUCAAGAAUGUUCUGUUUUAUCUAGAUGUCACUUUACAAAUGAGAAUAAUCUAUUAUUCAGCUACACAUAUACCACACUACUUACCUUAUACAUCAUUUAAAAGACAUUAUAAAAAUAUUUACUCUUACCUUUACAACAAUUUAUUCGCAUCCUUCAGUCAUACUUGCAAACACACCGUUGAAACAAGUUCAAAC
This is a messenger RNA of Pocillopora meandrina, 16970 nucleotides long. NCBI's taxonomy places the organism in Eukaryota, Metazoa, Cnidaria, Anthozoa, Scleractinia, Pocilloporidae. The record is from the annotation of a GenBank genome assembly.